AUGUCUCCCAUAACCCGCACUCAGACCACCCAACUCCUGGGUUUGGUAGCGCACGCAGAUGCCACUGCUACCCUUUUGUGUACAAAAGCUUACAGAAACGCCGAGGGGAUUGGCUCCAAUGCAAAGCAGUCCUGGGACGCCGCGCUGGCCGAACAACGUAAAGUUCACGAUAUUUCUGAAAGGGUUAUGGCUGGCAGGAUGAGCUAUAAACAGGGGAAGUGGAAUAUCAUGAAGUGUUUGGUGGAGUUGGGUUUGUUGGAUGAUGUUAUUGAUGGGAUGGGCGAGGGAGAGGGAGAGGGGGGCGGUGGGUUUGUGGUGGGUAGCAGUUUUUCGGGUGUGGUUGAGGUUAGUUUGGUUGAAAGAGUUGCGGGACUUGCCAGGCGGCGCUAAGCUCUGCCCACCCGAACGUGCGCUAGGUAAGUGGGAUGGGGAGUUCAAUUCCCCGUUUGUUCUAUUGUUAGGCUACCUGGGUUUAGCUUCCGUGCUUGGUAUUCUUAGGAUGUCUAAGAAAUUGGGAUUCAGGGUCUUGCAGGACUGGAAAAAACUGCUAGCAUCUAGAUAG
Tuber aestivum (summer truffle) is the source of this 562-nucleotide messenger RNA. The record is from the annotation of a GenBank genome assembly. NCBI's taxonomy places the organism in Eukaryota, Fungi, Ascomycota, Pezizomycetes, Pezizales, Tuberaceae.